AUGAAAAAAGGAAAUGAAAUCAAGUUGAGGAGCCCAUAUAACAAUUUUUACUCAAAUGGUAUUGAGUCACAAUAUGCUAGUAACAAGGAUGGCAUCAAUGCACUAGCUAGUCAUGUUGGUAGUGCAUAGUAGAAAAACUUCACAUUUAAUGAUACAGGAUCCUCAAGAGGAGGCUUUGAUCCCACUCAUAGAUCAACUAUUUUGGACAUAGUGGGACCUUAAAGUAGAAUAACUCCAACAAAUGCAAAUUAACUUGACCAAAAAUUGACAGAGCUAAACAAUACCCCUUCUAUAACGCCAAAAUAAUCCCCAUUCUUAAAAGUCUUAGAUCCAGAAGAAACAAAAUAUAAUGACAGAGAUCAGGCAGUUAAUGUUUAGAAUACAAUAAAAUACUAUGUCUUAAAGUCUUCAGUAGCUAAACAGGUCUAGAGAGAAAAUAAAACAGUCAUAAAAUUCAGACAGUAUCAGAAAUUAGAUCCUAUUAGCUCAUCAGCAGCAAGUACUGUAGUCAGUUUCUCAAAGCCAAAAGCACAUUUCAAAUGA
Stylonychia lemnae is the source of this 543-nucleotide messenger RNA. The record is from the annotation of a GenBank genome assembly. Lineage: Eukaryota; Ciliophora; Spirotrichea; Sporadotrichida; Oxytrichidae.